CUUAUCAGUUUUGGGCAAACCACCCCUGACAAUAUUUACCUAUUUGUGAAAUCAUGAUUUCCUUAAAAUAUUUGGUAAACCUGAGACCAAUCUUUCCACCCCUGCGAAGUAUUUCCCGAUUUUCCACGAUAUCGAGCGAGUUUAUACCCCAACGGAAAUUUAAUUCGGUUAAAAAACUAGCCUAUGAAAAUCCCAAGAGAAAUCAAGUUAAGUUAUCCAAUCUGAAUCGCGGCACCAUUCCAUCCUACACUUUUCCCGAAUUUACCAUCAAAUAUGACGCCCAGGAUGUUGUAAAUUACGCCAAAUCAACGAUACAAGUCGGGUCUGAAGAGAAACGAUUGACAGAUCCGAAAGAUUUGAAAUUUGGUGUUCUUCCCACCUUCAUGUUUCCAACGAUUAGCAAAGUCAUGAUGGAUUUGUGUAACCAAUCGUGUGUGGAUUGUCUCGAUUUUAAAAAGAUUGUACUGGCCGAAGUUUAUCUGGAGGUUUAUCGGCCGUUUCCGACAUCCGGAGAAUUUAGGAUGCAGCCAAAACUGGAGGAAUUCGUGGAUAAGGGGACACAUGACUUGGCUUAUCAUCAUUAUUUCGGUAAAGAUGCAAAUUCGUCGCCGCUAUUUUUCGCCCAAUGCGUCACCAUCGAGCUAGCCAACGGGGGAAAAGGGGGAUCUCGCACAUCGAAAAAAGCAAUCUUUGCUGCCCCACCAAUUAUGCCUCCCCCGGAAGGAAAACCGGAUGCUAUCGUGCCCUUUAAAACGGUUGAAAUGCCACCAAAUUUUAAUUUUGAAUUUGGUGAGAAUGAGCUGAAAAGGGACAUAUUUGAGUUCCACAAUCCCAACCAGCAUUACGGACCGAAGCCCGCCUUUACUGACAAGCCAAACUUGCAUGGACGGUAUUAUUGGGCGUCGGCGGUGCAUUUAAUGCUCAAGCAGUUUGCCGGGGGAGACGUUACGAGAUAUAAGCGUUCCAGGGUACGAUUCACAAGUGUGGUGCAUCCCGGAGACACUCUGGAAAUUCGGGCGUGGCAUCGCGAGCCCAGAAUAUUUUUUGAAGCUGUUAACCUCAACACGGGCAAACUGGCUAUGAAAGGAGGAUUUGUCGACCUAAUUCCAUCCCAUCCAGAGCACUAAGAUGGAUGUUAAAAUUACACAAAGUCACAUAAUUGUGGAGAA
This is a messenger RNA of Folsomia candida, 1169 nucleotides long. Its product is annotated as peroxisomal multifunctional enzyme type 2. Lineage: Eukaryota; Metazoa; Arthropoda; Collembola; Entomobryomorpha; Isotomidae. The record is from RefSeq and is a predicted model, not a curated record. Gene Ontology annotation, cellular component: peroxisome. The transcript is spliced from 4 exons. Bases 54 to 1127 code for a protein of 357 amino acids.